AUGGACGCAAAGCAAGUCAAGCGCGAGGAGAAGAUGCUCGCCAAGGAGGCUAAGAAGGACGACAAGCAGCUCAAAUCGGCUCAGAAGGAGUUCAACAAGGACAAAAAGAAGGAUUCUAAGCUCCUUAAGCAGCACGCCAAGGCCGAGAAACAGCAUCAGAAGGCAAUCGCUAAGGAGCACAAGCUCGCCGCCAAGCUUGAAAAGGCACAGACGAAGCACAACCAGUCCGUUCGAACCCUCGAGGAGAAGAAGCUCAAGGUGGACAGUGCCCAGAAGGCCAUUGCUGACCACAAGGCGAAGCUUCAGGGUAAGGAGUCCCAGCUUGCCGGUGCUCAGCAGCAAAAGGUGCAGGGUGAGCACGCUCGCGAGGCGAAGAAGGAGCAGCUCCACGGCUCGACGGCUACCAGCUCCGCCCCUGUCGCUGCCGCAGCUGCUCCCCAGCAGCACGUUGCCGGCACGACCAACACCCAGCCUACCCCGGUGACCAACCAGCCCGACUACCCGCCCACCACCACCGCUCAGCACCAGGCUCACCCCAACGCCGCCUUCCAGGCUCCCACCCAGAACGCUGGCUACGCUGCCCCCGCUCAGAACGCCGGCUACGGCGCCCCUGCCCAGCCCCAGCAGCAGGCUUACCACCUCGUCCCCGCCAACUAA
This is a messenger RNA of Kalmanozyma brasiliensis GHG001, 657 nucleotides long. RefSeq lists its product as uncharacterized. Bases 1 to 657 code for a protein of 218 amino acids. The transcript is spliced from 2 exons. The record is from RefSeq and is a predicted model, not a curated record. Lineage: Eukaryota; Fungi; Basidiomycota; Ustilaginomycetes; Ustilaginales.